Zychaea mexicana is the source of this 642-nucleotide messenger RNA. RefSeq names its product OSCP/delta subunit of ATPase. The transcript is spliced from 5 exons. The record is from RefSeq and is a predicted model, not a curated record. Gene Ontology annotation, biological process: proton motive force-driven mitochondrial ATP synthesis. Gene Ontology annotation, molecular function: proton-transporting ATP synthase activity, rotational mechanism. Gene Ontology annotation, cellular component: membrane. Lineage: Eukaryota; Fungi; Mucoromycota; Mucoromycetes; Mucorales; Lichtheimiaceae. Bases 1 to 642 code for a protein of 213 amino acids.
AUGGCCUCCCGAUUCACUCGCUUGACGACUGCUGCCCCCAAGUUGGCCCGUGGCUACGCUGCCGCUGCUUCCCCCAAGGCACCCGUUACCUUGUACGGUCUUGAUGGUCGUUACGCUACUGCCUUGUACACCGCUGCAGCUCGCCAGAACGCGCUCGAUGCCGUUGAGCGUGAUUUGACCCAGCUCUCGACCUCCAUCAGCAAGGACAAGGCUGUCCAGGCUUUCUUGGAGAACCCCACUGUCACCCGUCAGGCCAAGGCUGAGGGUAUCUCUGCUUUGUUGAGCAAGGCUGGCAAGGUCAACCCCUUGACCAAGAACUUGUUCGAAGCCUUGAACGAAAACAGCCGCUUGGACCAGACCGUCAAGGUUUUGUCUGCCUACGCUGAAUUGAUGAGCGCUCACCGCAACGAAUUGCCUUUGGUCAUCACCUCUGCCAAGGAACUCGACAAGUCCGUCUUGAACAAGAUCUCUGACUCUUUGCAGAAGAGCAAGCUUGCUGAGGGCAAGAAGUUGUUGGUCUCCAACAAGGUCAAGACCGAUAUCCUCGGUGGUAUCCUCGUCGAGAUUGGCGACAAGAGCAUUGACUUGACUGUCUCUUCCAAGAUUGCCAAGUUGAACAAGCUUGUCACUGAUGCCGUUUAA